This is a messenger RNA of Dracunculus medinensis (Guinea worm), 276 nucleotides long. NCBI's taxonomy places the organism in Eukaryota, Metazoa, Nematoda, Chromadorea, Rhabditida, Dracunculidae. The record is from the annotation of a GenBank genome assembly.
AUGCUAUUAGCAGUGGCUAUUUUUCUAUUCCAAUUUGGACUUAUAACUUAUGGUGAUGAUUUAUGUCCUGUGUCGAAGAUUACUUCGGCUGGACUUAUAACUUAUGGUGAUGAUUUAUGUCCUGUGUCGAAGAUUACUUCGGCUGGUCGAGAAAAUAUUUUGAAGAAGCUUAAUGACAUUCGGACGAAAGUUGCUAUGGGCCAGUUCUCGACAUCAGAUGGAACGUAUCCAGCAGCCAAGGAGAUGUACAAACUGGUUAUUACUAAUGUUUAUUAA